Molecule: messenger RNA, 420 nt
Organism: Symbiodinium natans
Lineage: Eukaryota; Dinophyceae; Suessiales; Symbiodiniaceae
Source: the annotation of a GenBank genome assembly
AUGUGCCUUUUCGGUCUUUGGCGGGCUUUGGUGGAGACGGACCUGAACGGCGUGGCGGAAGGCAUCUCAGUUGCGCGUUAUCGGGUUGGGCAGCAACAACGUGUCCUUUGGGUCGAGGCCCCGUUCCGCCUUCCGGGCUUAAUCGCUGACUUGCUGUCCUUCGAACCGUCCAGAUGGCCAGGGCCACGGGACCUGCAGUCUCUCAUCCAGGAUCUGGAAGUGGAAGUGCUGUACGGGGAGGACAUCGACAGAUUCCUGCAGUGUGUCAAGGCCGAGGUAACAUCGAAGAUGCCGAAUCCCUUCACCUACUCCGCAGCAGGAACCAAAGAACCUCCGUGGCUUGUGAAACGGUGCCGCUUCCGCCGCUCUUGGGUAAGGCUUGGCGCUUCCUUCCCUCCACGAAGGCCAAUUGCCAAAUGA